This is a messenger RNA of Carya illinoinensis, 3841 nucleotides long. Its product is annotated as receptor like protein 22-like. The transcript is spliced from 3 exons. Bases 1269 to 3446 code for a protein of 725 amino acids. Gene Ontology annotation, molecular function: protein binding. NCBI's taxonomy places the organism in Eukaryota, Viridiplantae, Streptophyta, Magnoliopsida, Fagales, Juglandaceae. The record is from RefSeq and is a predicted model, not a curated record.
ACCUUUUCAGUCUACUCACCUGCUUCACUCCAACUGAAAUAAUAAAUAUGAGCAGGUGAACGAAAAUGGAUCCCAAAUUGAAUUUAUAGCCCUCUGAACGUGAAAGAAGACCGUGGCCCGAAUCUUGUGACAGACGUAAUACUCGACACCUCUUCGAGCGGUGUAUCUUCCUGCUAUUAUUUGUGCUAUCUUCUGUUCAACAUUCAAUGAGAAUUCCACUCCUUUCAUGGCUUUUCUUCAUGCCCGUAUUCUUACUUUCUAUCAGCUUUUAUGUUCCUAUGGUUUGCGGAAAAUGUCUUACCAAUCAGAAAGCCUUGUUGCUCCAAUUGAAGAAUAGCCUCGUUUUUCACAAUGCUUCAUCUACAAAACUGGUGCACUGGAACAAAAGCAUCGAUUGUUGCUUAUGGGAAGGCGUGACCUGCAACAAGGGACGUGUUAUUGGUCUUGACCUCAGCAAUGACUAUCUCAUGUUCACUUGACAAUUCAAGCAGCCUGUUCAAGCUUCAAUAUCUUCAGAAUCUGAAUUUAGCAUACAACUACUUCAACGAUUCUGAGAUUCCUUCAGAAUUUAAUAAGUUGUCGAAUUUGGUUUAUUUAAACCUUUCAAAUGCAGGCUUUCAAGGACAAAUUCCAAUUACAAUUUCGCAUUUAAAAGGAUUGGUUAUUCUCGAUUUAAGUGAUUUGGGCUUGAAGCUUGAGAAUCCAAAUCUAAAUAUGCUUGUUCAAAACCUUUCGAAGCUUACGGAACUUUAUCUCGAUGGUGUGGAUAUAUCAAUGCAAGGGCAUGAGUGGGGCCCAACAUUAUCAUUUUCACUACCAAAUCUAAGAGUGUUAAGCUUGUCAAAUUGCGAUCUGUCGGGGCCUUUUGAUCCGUCCUUGGUGAAUCUCAAAUCCCUCUCAGUUAUUCGUAUGAGUGGUAACAACUUCUCUGCUCCGAUUCCUGGCUUUUUGGCAGAAUUCAGAAAUUUGACAACCUUGAUCUUCAGUGGCUCUUCAUUGAAUGGAAAAUUUCCAGAAAAGAUCUUUCAAAUUCCAACAUUGCAAAUGGUUGACCUGUCAAAAAAUGAUCAACUUGAAGGUUUCUUGCCAGAAUUUCCGUCGAAUGGAUCUCUUCAAACCCUAUUCCUUAGUGAAACAAAUUUUUCAGGGUCAUUGCCAUAUUCUAUUGGGAAUCUCAAACUAUUGUUUGAAGUCUAUCUUUCUUAUUGUAAUUUCAGUGGAGAAAUUCCGAAGUCAAUGGCAAAUCUCACCGAAUUGUUUCAUUGGACAUGUCAUGGAACAGAUUCAAUGGAUCAAUUCCAUCAUUAAGCAUGAGCAAGAAUCUGAAAACAAUAGACCUUCACAACAAUGAUUUAACAGGUCAAAUUUCUUCCACUCGAUGGGUAGAUCUUUUGAAUUUGGAGGUUCUUGAUUUGAGUUCCAAUUCACUAGAAGGGAGUAUUCCAGUUUCUCUUUUUUCCCUUCCAUCAUUGCAAGAAUUAUACCUUCAAAACAAUCGAUUUUCUGGCCAACUUGAUGAAUUUUCAACUGCUCCUUCUUACUUAUUGAAUUCUCUUGAUUUAAGUCACAACAACUUGGAAGGGCAAAUUCCCAUGUCUCUGUUUAAACUAACUUCUCUUAGGGCACUUGAUCUUUCUUCAAAUAACUUCAAUGGCUCCUGGCAGUUUAGUGCAACUCAGAAAUUAAAGGAUCUUAACUAUCUCGAUCUUUCAUACAAUGAUCUCUCAAUUGAAUAUAGUGGAAUUAAUUCUUCAAUAUUCUCUUCUCCCCAAAUUUCAACUUUGAAAUUGGCUUCUAACAAGUUGAAAAGAUUCCCAGAUUUCUUGCGAAACCAAUCUGCCUUAUAUGUUCUAGACCUUUCAAACAGCCAGAUUCAUGGAGAAAUACCACACUGGAUUUGGGAAUCUAUUUCGCUCAUGAUCUUAAACCUCUCCAACAACCACUUGGUCAUGAAUCUAGAAAGACCUUUUCUUUCUAUAAUCAGAGUGGUGGAUCUAAGCUCCAACGAACUCCAAGGGCAACUCCCAAGUCUCCCAUGGUCUGCUGACUACUUGGAUUUAUCAAAGAAUAAUUUCCACUCGAGCAUACCAACUAGCAUCAUUGACUCCAUGACUAAUACGCAUUUCCUUUCUCUUUCGAGCAAUAAAUUUUAUGGGAGUAUCCCCGAAUCAAUUUGCAAUGCUACAAGUCUUAGUGUCCUGGAUUUAUCUAACAAUUUCUUGAGCGGCAUGGUCCCCCGUUGCUUACUUGAAAUGAGUAAGACUAGAGAGCAGUUUGAGCCAAUUCUAGCGGUGCUAAAUCUAAGGAAAAACUACCUCACUGGUAAAAUUCCUGAUACGUUUCGAAGUAAUUGUGGUUUGCAAACUUUAGAUCUUGGUGAAAACCAAUUAGAAAGAAAAUUGCCAAAGUCUUUGGCCAAGUGCACAAAUUUGGAGUUCCUAGACAUCGGGAAUAACAACAUUGAGGAUACUUUCCCAUGUUACUUGACGAAGAUAUCUAUGUUGCGUGUCCUUGUUUUGCGAUCAAACAAGUUUGAUGGACCUAUUGAUUGCAUGGAGUCCAAUGCCACUUGGCCAAUGCUUCAAAUUUUAAAUUUAGCUUCAAAUAAUUUCAGUGGUAAGCUGACAGAAAAGUCGUUUGGCAUCUUAAAGGCACUGAUGGCCAAUAAAGAUGAAGUGGAGUUGGAGCAUAUUCAUAGAAAUUUUCAGUUUCCCAGAGCGUAUGGUUUUAAUUAUCAAGAUAAGCUGACAAUUAUUGUCAAAGGUCUAUCUCUGAAUCUGGUGAAGAUACUAACUCUUUUCACCAUCCUUGACCUUUCAUGCAACAACUUUGAUGGGCCUCUCCCUAAAGAAAUUGGAAAUUUCAAAUCACUAUAUGUCCUCAACUUGUCUCAUAAUGGUUUCACAGGAAAUAUUCCACAAUCUUUGGGAAAAUUAAGUUAUCUUGAGUCACUAGACUUGUCAAGCAAUAAGCUUACUGGUGAGAUUCCUGUCCAACUCGCAGAUGGUCUAAUUUUUCUAUCAGUCCUCAAUCUUUCGUUCAAUCAAUUGUCGGGAAAAAUUCCACAAAUCAAGCAAUUUGCUACAUUCCCAAUAUCUUCCUACAAGGGGAACAUAGGAUUAUGUGGCUUUCCUUUGGAAGAACAUUGCAAAGGUGAAGGGCCGGGAUUGUCGCCUCCAACAUUUGUAGAAUCUGACUCGAAUUCUGGGAUUGGAAUUGAUUGGAACUUUAUAAGUGUUGAAUUGGGAUUUGUUUUUGGUUUUGGGAUUUCUGUUGGGCCUCUUAUGUUUUGGAAAAGGUGGAGGAUGUGCUACUACAAACAUGCUGAUGACAUAUUUUUUAAGAUCUUCCCUCGGCUAUAUAUUACAUUAGAAAACCGUCGAAGACAAGCAUACAUGAACCAUAGGCGACGAGCUCGCAGAAAUCAAGGAAGGAGCCAUGAGUGAUAGCUUGAUAGACAUGUGCCAUGAGGAGUAAUGUUAUCAGAUUUGCAGGUGAUUUAUGGAAGGUCAUGAACCGGAUUUGGAAGCAAACUGACUAAUGUUGUCGGCGUCGCUAUUAUAUUUUGGCACUCGACUUUUUAAAGUAAGAUUGGCAAUAAAUGGAUGUACUUUUAUAUAUAUAUAUAUAUAUAGCUAGCUUUAAGUUUUACUGGACUUCCAAGCAUAAAUCUAUAGACUCAAUAAACAUAAGGUAUAUGCAAUAGAUGUACUGAGGGAUAUGAAAUGUAAUACCAAUUUGAGCUGUAAUGGCUUGUAAUGGCUUUUCAUGGAGUGGAUUAUUUAAAAAUAUAAAUAGUAUUAGAUUUGCAAAUAGUUGAUGAAAAAAGUGGUGUAAUGGC